Messenger RNA from Mesorhabditis belari, 327 nucleotides. The record is from the annotation of a GenBank genome assembly. NCBI's taxonomy places the organism in Eukaryota, Metazoa, Nematoda, Chromadorea, Rhabditida, Rhabditidae.
AUGUGGAAUGACACGGAUCAAGGCCUUCAGCACAGCCUGCUGCGACACAGCUCCGAGUGGAAGGAAGUGAUUCAGGGAUUUGAAGCGACGGUCGAUUCUUUUUCAUCCACGAUGAAAACGCAACUGGAUACGAUUGGAAAGAACGCUUUCACUCUCGACGCCGUUCGAAAUUCGACAUGGCCAAGCCUCAAUGAUGAAGAUAUGAAAACGGUGAGCAAGCUGCAAAUCAGCAUCUACGAGUUUCUCCGGAACAACGUUACCUACGCACAUUUACUUCGAGGUCAUCGAUCUGAUGAUGAACCCAAAGACAAGGGUGGUGUGUGCAUC